Entelurus aequoreus (snake pipefish) is the source of this 2176-nucleotide messenger RNA. RefSeq lists its product as uncharacterized. The coding region runs from base 956 to 1882 and encodes 308 amino acids. The transcript has 13 exons. The record is from RefSeq and is a predicted model, not a curated record. NCBI's taxonomy places the organism in Eukaryota, Metazoa, Chordata, Actinopteri, Syngnathiformes, Syngnathidae.
UGGAAACAGCAACUGUUAGGCUUUUAUAAGUGUUUUUUUCGCAAAUUUACUUUUUAUACAGUAUGUUGUAACGUUUCCCUAACUUUCUGCGAAAGUGUUGUGUUUUGUGAACAAUCUGACGCCGGCUGAGUCAAGGCUGCACGCACAGUAGGUGGCGGUAAUGCACACACAAGGUUGCUUGCCAACCGCCAUGAAAAUCAGAAGAAGAAGAAGAAGAAGGAGAAGAAGAAGAAGACUACACGCAUGCACAAUUGAAGCUGCUCCGUGAGACAAAGAAGGACGAAGGCUAACUACUUCCAGAAUCCCGAUUUUAAAGCAAUUUGUUGCGCCAUCCAUUUAUCACAAGUUGGCUGUUAUAAAGUUUCCAAACUGACCAAAGACCAACGAAUGACUUCUAAAGAAGGGUGGAUUUAUUUGUAGUUUAGUUAAACAAUAAUUUGCCCCGUCAGUGAUAUGGUUUGAAUGCUGCCUGAACGUUCCAAAUUUGGCAGACACGGUGAGGACAAUGCUGAGGAAAAUUGCCACAAACAAAGUCCUGGAGCAGCUUGGCCUCCGUGGAAAGUCAGGAAAAGUGGCGUUUGAGGACUUGCCCCUUUACAGAAUAAUAAAUAAGGCAUGCAGGGGUGUUUACAAGCAGAUGACCACAGCUGAAGUGGAUUGUGAGCUUGGAGAGGUCCUGAAACUGGCCACUUUUCGAAAGGGAGGUUCAAAAUUUGAGGAGAAGAGGAGGAAUUAAGAGGGAGGACAAAAAAGGAAAAAGAAACAAGCAAAAGAACAGAGUGAGAUGAGAGAAUAAACACAAUAUGAAGAAGUUUCAACAGAGGGCUUAUAAGCGUAGAUGGGCUGCCACAACUAGGCAUUUGAAGAAGCAAUGCCGACAGUCAACUUUAGAAUUAGAGAGUGAUGAUAGCGAGCAAGAGAAUGACACGACAUCAACUCCAGAAACAGUGACAAAAUGGCUCCUUCUUUUGUGGUCGUUGAGUUCCUUGGUGAACGUUCAGUCGCUGUUGUCCCAACCAUAUGGACAGAAGAUGAUGGAAAGAAUACCUUCUGCUAUUGGCCAAGGCCAAAUUCUACCCACUCCAGAAUCCGGAAAGCUGAGAUUCCUGACAAACAAUUCUGGGAGAGGCUGCCAAUUCGGGUUUUCAGGAAAACAUUGACUGCGAGUACCAGACCACUUCAGCCAGUACCAGCCAAUACCAGACCACUCCAAGGCAUCCAGGCCGACCUCACAGCCCAGCGAGAAUUGCAGCACUUCCAGGCUCAGUCCAGACAGGAAUGCAUCCAGCUCAAGCCAGUACCAGACCGCUCAAGCCAGUACCAGACCACUCCAGCCAGUACGAGUCAGUACCAGACCGCUCCAAGAACCAGCAGGAAUGCCCUUGACAGUGAACUUUUCCAGUUGAACAUGAAAGUUCAAAAUAUACUUGAGAACCAGGGAGAAAUUAUGCACAUGCUGAGAGGGCUGGCAGCACAGUCUGUGGGGCCAGAAUCUGUGGAUGUUCAAGAUCUCAUUGAUCAGCCUUUCGAGACUCUUGAGCAGCUGAAGGCCUUCUGUGAACGGCUCGACACUGAUCUUCUGCUCAGAAAGCAGCUGGUGAAAGCUCUUACUGCUCUUGGUGGGCAGAAUUUGGCAGACACGGUGAGGACAAUGCUGAGGAAAAUUGCCACAAACAAAGUCCUGGAGCAGCUUGGUCUCCGUGGAAAGUCAGGAAAAGUGGCGUUUGAGAACUUGCCCCUUUACAGAAUAAUAAAUAAGGCAUGCAGGGGUGUUUACAAGCAGACGACCACAGCUGAAGUGGAUUGUGAGCUUGGAGAGGUCCUGAAACUGGCCACUUUUCGAAAGGGAGGUUCAAAAUUUGAGGAGAAGAGGAGGAAUUAAGAGGGAGGACAAAAAAGGAAAAAGAAACAAGCAAAGGAACAAAGUGAGAUGAGAGGAUUUGGGUUUCCCUGCUUGGGCUGCUGCCCCCGCGACCCGACCUCGCAUAAGCGGAAGAAGAUGGAUGGAUGGAUUUACUUCCAGGAAGAGAACCAAGAAGGGGCAGGAUACACUGACGCGCACGACCAAGACCACUGCAUUCCAUUCCAUUUAUAAAUGAUAAAUGAUAAAUGGGUUAUAUGAGAUAGGCUCCAGCGCCCCCCGCGACCCCGAAGGGAAUAAGCGGUAGAAAAUGGA